CUGGUUGCUUCCGGUAAGACCUUUCCAUAAAGAAGAAUUAGUGAUUCGAAUGGGCAGAAGUAGCAGAGUUUAUUUGUUUAUCCUUACUCCAAAUGAUCAUUUCUGUGAAUAGUUUAUAAUUUAUGCUCAAGUAGAAUUUUGAAACAGUUUUUGUCUAUUCUGGUGAUUUCUAAAGGAGUUUUAGUGAAAGCUGCGCGGCCUCCCGGGUUAUAUCCAGCAUGAGUUUCGGCAGGGCCCCGCCGGACAUCGACGGCAUGACUUCCCUCAAAGUGGACAACCUGACCUACAGAACUUCCCCCGAAACCCUCAGAUACGUGUUCGAGAAGUACGGCCGGGUCGGGGACAUCUACAUCCCGCGGGACCGCUACACAAAGGAGAGCCGGGGCUUCGCGUUCGUUCGUUUCCACGACAAACGGGACGCUGAAGACGCGAUGGACGCCAUGGACGGAGCGCUCCUGGACGGGCGCGAACUCCGGGUCCAGAUGGCGCGAUACGGUCGACCUCCCGACUCCCAUCACGGUGGACGAAGAGGAGGAUCGUCGGGCCGGAGGUACAGCGGGUCCGGACGCAGGAGCAGAAGCCAUUCUUGCAGUCCAAGGCGAAGAAGAAGAAGCCGAUCCCGCAGCAGGAGCCGCUCUCGUUCCAGAAGCAGGUCCCGCUACAGCAGAUCCAAAUCCAGAUCCGACUCCAGAUCCAAAUCCCGCUCGCCCAGAAACAAGAAGUCCAAGGUACAUUCUCCCUCAAGAUCUCGAUCCAGGUCCCGCUCCAAGCCGAGGUCCAGGUCUGGAAGUCGCAGCCCUUCUUCCAAAAAAGGCUCCAGGUCGAGAUCUAAAAGUCCGCCGAAGCAGACGGAGGAUUGAAAGAAGUCUCUAGAAACGGACUCCUCUUGGAAAGUUUUGGUUGAAGACGUGAGUUUCCGGAGCGGCUCUCAGCGUUCAUCUGUCAAAGGUUGCUGUUUUUUGUGCUUCAGUCUUUUCCUUAAAAAACAGUUUAACUUUUACUUUUAUAGAUGGAUUUGUUUGGUAGGUUUUUUCUUCAAUUUGAGAACACAUUUUAGAAAACAUUGAUGGAAACUCAGCAGAUUCAAAUAAAGACUUUAGUUUACUUUAUAUAUUCUGAAUCUGUUUAGAAAAUGAAUAAAAGGAUAAAUUGCUUUUAAACUGAAUUUCUUUAGUUUGAUUUGCUGUGAAAGUUGGUUGGAAAAACGAGUUGAAGCAGAUUUUUGUUGGAUUAGGCUGCUGAGUGUCUGUUUUUCUUUCAUUCUAACUGUGCUUGUGUUUGUUUUUUGUGCACUAGGCGCAGUUGUGUAGCUGUUGAGUUUUGCGGGUUAGCUGUUAAGGUGCCAUGUUGCUGUGCUGGGGGCUUGGAUGUUUCCAGUUUUCUCCAGAAAGCUCCUGUGACUGCGCUGCUACGGCCGCUACAGUCUGUCCGGUUGCACAGUGAGAAAUGGAGGUUUUGACUGACAAAUGUGACUUUCAAUAAAGAUUUGUUGUUUUGUCUGAAA
Oryzias melastigma (Indian medaka) is the source of this 1504-nucleotide messenger RNA. It is a transcript of the gene srsf2b, whose product is annotated as serine and arginine rich splicing factor 2b. The record is from RefSeq and is a predicted model, not a curated record. The coding region runs from base 219 to 860 and encodes 213 amino acids. The transcript is spliced from 3 exons. Gene Ontology annotation, molecular function: RNA binding. Lineage: Eukaryota; Metazoa; Chordata; Actinopteri; Beloniformes; Adrianichthyidae.